AAAAGAGAAAAAACAAGUGCGUGUUGUUAAGCCCACCACAAUCCCCCAAUUUAAAGGUACCAACCAGUACAUUUCUCCCUCAGAGACUCUCUCAAGGUCUCAACACAUCCAAAAAGAAAAAAAAAAGAAAAAAAAAAGGGGAACAAAGAACUAUCAACACUCACUAUGAAGUCCAGAUUACCAGUCUUUUCUUUCCUCUUCCUUGAUCUUUUUCUCAUACUAAUCUCUACCAAUAUUUCUGCCCAAAAACAAGUACAAUUCAGAGAAGCUCCUCAAUUCUACAACUCCCCGGACUGCCCCUCCUUGACCGCCGACGACAACGAGGCCGAAGUGGACCCCGACGAAAACGACAACCACAUAUGCUCAGAUCACGCCGUCCACGUGGCAAUGACUCUGGACACCGCCUACAUCCGUGGCUCAAUGGCCGCCAUCCUCUCCGUCCUCCAACACUCCUCCUGUCCACAAAACGUCCUCAUUCACUUCGUCGCCUCCGCCUCCGCCGACGCGUCCCUCCUACGCGCCACCCUCUCCUCCUCCUUCCCCUACCUGAAAUUCCAAAUCUACCCCUUCGACGACUCCGCCGUCUCCGGCCUCAUCUCCACCUCCAUCCGCUCCGCCCUCGACUGCCCUCUCAACUACGCCAGGAGCUACUUGGCCAACCUUCUCCCCCUCUGCGUACGACGCGUUGUUUACCUCGACUCCGACCUCAUCCUCGUCGACGACAUCGCCAAUCUCGCGGCCACCGAACUCGGCGACAAAUCCGUCCUCGCCGCUCCCGAAUACUGCAACGCCAAUUUCACUUCCUACUUCACCCCGACCUUCUGGUCCAACCCUUCUCUCUCCCUCACCUUCGCGAAUCGCAGGCCUUGCUACUUCAACACCGGCGUGAUGGUGAUCGAUCUGGACCGUUGGCGAGCGGGGGACUACACGAGCAAGAUCGAGGAAUGGAUGGAGCUACAAAAGAGAAUGAGAAUUUACGAAUUGGGGUCUUUGCCUCCGUUUUUGCUGGUAUUCGCGGGGAACAUUGCUCCGGUGGAUCACCGUUGGAACCAGCACGGCCUCGGAGGGGAUAAUUUCCGAGGCCUCUGCAGAGACCUUCAUCCCGGCCCGGUCAGCCUCUUGCAUUGGAGCGGGAAAGGCAAGCCGUGGGCCCGCCUCGACGCCAACCGGCUAUGUCCGUUGGAUGCUCUCUGGGCUCCUUACGAUCUUCUGCAGACUCCAUUUGUUUUGGAUUCUUGAGAGAAGAAAGACAUCAUGGAGAGGUUGAAUGCUGUGAACUAUGACGCACGCUCGUCGAUCGAUCGAUGAUCAUCAUGAUGAAGAAAAAAGUUGGUAGUUUGUGUUAAUGAUUAUGAUGAUCUUGUUUUGUAGAUUUGUAGAGGUGAAGAAAAUUAAAACUUAAUACUAUCUGUAUCAUAGAGAAAAUGUAUAGGGCAUAAUCAAAUUAAUUGCCAUAUGGUUUACGAUGCAAUAAGUCGGUAAAAUUCAUAUAUGUUUUUACCUACGAAGAUGCACAAGAAUAUAAUUUGUUAUAACCAGAAUAUGUAAUCUGUAUAGCAAAAGAGCUAUUCUGAAUGGUACAAAUAUGAAUAUUUGUUUGUGAUUAAGCAAAUGCAUAGUUUUAAUAAAGUUUUUUAUAUAUUUUUCAAUGCCA
Molecule: messenger RNA, 1654 nt
Organism: Morus notabilis
Lineage: Eukaryota; Viridiplantae; Streptophyta; Magnoliopsida; Rosales; Moraceae
Product: probable galacturonosyltransferase-like 1
Exons: 1
Coding region: 166-1239 (357 amino acids)
Cellular component (GO): Golgi apparatus
Molecular function (GO): glycosyltransferase activity
Source: RefSeq, a predicted model, not a curated record